This is a messenger RNA of Hymenoscyphus albidus, 2825 nucleotides long. The record is from the annotation of a GenBank genome assembly. Lineage: Eukaryota; Fungi; Ascomycota; Leotiomycetes; Helotiales; Helotiaceae.
UACUUCUACAUUUCUUUUUCCCAUUGCAGGUCUCCAGCUCAAGCUCAAUCCCUGGAUACACGUGAUUCCGAAGUGUCGAAUCCGAUGCAAACGCAGAGGCGCAAACUCAAACCUCUCAACGAGGGUUGGCAGUGCGGAUGGCUCUUACCUCGUUCUUGCAAGCUCUCCAAUCCUUCUUCUCGUAGAAACAAUCGUUCAUCUUGGUGUUCUCGCCUAGACGAUCAAAAAACAUAACUUAUUAGUACUGGAUGGACGGCCGGUGACCGACCGAUUCGGUAAUAUAACUGCAACUGCAGCUCAACUCACCUGCGCAACCGGUGCUGAAGAUCCGCUUAUCCCUGAGGAAGUCAAAACGUUGAGCACAUUAAUUUGUUCCCCAUUUUAUCUGAACUUACCAGUCAUCUGGUUCAUCGUCGUCUGCCACUGCGACCGAGACCGCCUUCUUAGAAUCACUAUCACUCAACGGUUUGGACAUUGUGAGAUUGGAGUUGUAGUCUACCAGAUUCUCAUCGAGUGAGUUUGGGAAUUGUGGUACGGGUACGGGUACGCUCGCUUGAGUGGGAUCGUGAUUCGUGCUAUCAUGGCACCACGACGGAUGAACGUCUUGGUCUAUUCAGGUACCAUUUACACCACUUUUACGAAAAAUAUACUAAAAUACUCUCACAGGCAAUGGAAGUACAACCGAGUCUGUCCGACACUGUUUGUACACCCUCCGACGUCUUCUCUCCCCGAAUUAUGCUGUGAUUCCCGUGACCGAUACCAUCAUUUUAAAGGAGCCUUGGACAGCAUCCUGCGCUCUUCUGGUUUUUCCUGGCGGAGCCGAUUUAGGCUACUGCCGUUCUCUGAAUGGUGAAGGCAAUCGUCGUAUCACUCAAUAUGUUCGUCGAGGCGGAGCGUACCUCGGAUUCUGUGCGGGAGGCUACUACGGCUCUGCCCGAUGCGAGUUUGAGGUUGGUGAUAAGAAAUUGGAAGUCAUCGGUCCUCGAGAGCUGGCCUUCUUUCCUGGUAUCUCGAGAGGAUGUGCUUUUAAAGGCUUCGUCUACCAAAGCGAAGCAGGCGCAAAAGCUGUGAAGGUACAACCUAACAAAGAGGCAUUCAAAAGCGGGGUUAUUCCACAACUUUUCCGCUCCUAUUACAACGGAGGUGGUCUUUUCGUUGAUGCCGGGAAGUUCGCGGAUAAAGGUGUGGAAACCCUGGCAACAUAUGUAGAUCCUACAGAUGUAGAAGGAGGAGAAGGCCCUGCAGCAAUUGUCUAUUGUAAGGUUGGGGAAGGUGGUGCUAUCUUAACAGGUCCACAUCCAGAGUAAGCCCACUCCAUUUCGAUUUCGAGAAACCAUUUUGACUUCCUAAACAGAUUCGCUGCUGUCAAUCUCAACCCAGACUCCGACGGUCCUGACUAUCCUAAACUUGUGAAGGAUUUGGCUGAGGAUGACGAACUCAGAGUCACGUUUCUCAAAGCAUCUUUGCUGAAAUUUGGUUUGAUCGUUAGUGAGGAUAAACCAUCGGUACCAUCCCUUUCUCGCCUACAUCUUUCAUCCCAGCAUCAUUUUCUCGUGCCAGAAUUGCUCUCUUCGUGGCAAGACAUCAUCACAAUUGAAGAUGGAGAAGAGUAUAUCAAGGGAGAAAAUGAUACAUUUCACUUUGAAAAGCAAGACUCUCGAUGGUCCUUGAAUGCUCUUUCUGAUUCGCUUUCUCUGUCUGAUGCAUCUCCGGAACAAGCAGUGGCUAACAAAAAGGGUGGUGUUGUGGUGAAUGACAGAAUAGUCGAUUAUGAUGCGAUUACCAAACAUAUCAUUCCGCAUGAAUCAGAUUGGCCUGCUAGCAAAGAGACGCCAUAUUUCAACCAUCACUCGUUUUAUGCAAAUUUGAGAAAAUUCCAGUCGGAGAGUGGAGGAAAGGCCGAAGAGUUUGGGAAGACAUUACUUUAUGGAGAAGUAGUGACCAGUACCAACACUUUGCUUGAGAAGUAAGUUAUAUGCAACUAUGGACCUUUGAUAACACUGACAGUCGUAUCCAGAAAUCCAAAACUACUCUCCAAUGUCCCAGAUGGCUUCACAGUGACCGCAACGAACCAAGUCGCCGGGCGAGGUCGUGGCUCUAAUGUAUGGGUUUCUCCAGCUGGAUCAUUGAUAUUUUCUGUUACCAUGAAACAUCCAAUGUCACUCAGUAACUCUGCUCCCGUCGUUUUCAUACAAUACCUCGCUGCAAUUGCGAUAGUAGAAGGUAUUCAUUCCUACGAUGUGGGUUAUGGAGACGUACCUGUGAAACUCAAAUGGCCAAACGACAUCUGUAAGUCCCAUAUCCCGUCGAGAAACUCCUCUAAUAACACAUCCCUAGACGCACAAGAUCCCACCAAGCCCGGAAAAAAAGAAUACAUCAAAAUCGGCGGCAUCCUAGUAAACUCCUCCUACUCCUCCGGCUCCUACGACCUCGUCGUAGGAAUCGGUCUCAACACCACCAACGCAGCCCCAACCACCUCUCUCAACGCGCUCCUCCCGCCUCACCUCCCGCGCUUCACCCUGGAAAAACUCCUCGCGCGCAUCCUCACCAAGUUCGAGAUCAUCUACAAAUCCUUCUGUCGGACCGGCUUCGAUAAGAAUUUGGAAGGCUUGUAUUACAGAAAUUGGUUGCACAUGGAUCAGAUUGUGACGAUUGAGGCCCAGGGAGGAGCGAGGGUGCGCAUCAAGGGGAUUACGAGGAGUUGGGGAUUGUUGUUGGCGGAGGAGUUGGGGUGGGAGGAUAGGCCGACGGGCAAGGUUUGGGAGUUGCAGAGUGAUAGUAAUAGUUUUGAUUUCUUGAAGGGGCUUUUGAAACUUAAGACUUGA